AUGCACGAAGAACUGCCGCUUCUGUCGGCGCUGUGCCGUCGAGGGGAGAUGCCCUAUCGCCUGGCCAAGCCAUUUCUGCAACAGUGUCGUCCCGACCAGCUUCGUGCCAUUGAAGCGGCAUCACCGAAGGCACGUCAUAUUGUCCAUCUAACGUUAGAAUUAUGGCAUCGAGCUUGUGUCCGCGACUUCUCUGACGUUCGCAAAGCCGAGGAAGAAGGCACACUGUCCACGCCGACGAGCUGGCGCGACAUGUAUGCGGUAGGUGGGCGUAGCACUGAUCCCAGAUGA
Molecule: messenger RNA, 288 nt
Organism: Malassezia pachydermatis
Lineage: Eukaryota; Fungi; Basidiomycota; Malasseziomycetes; Malasseziales; Malasseziaceae
Product: transcription elongation factor b polypeptide 3
Exons: 3
Coding region: 1-288 (95 amino acids)
Biological process (GO): transcription elongation by RNA polymerase II
Cellular component (GO): elongin complex; nucleus
Source: RefSeq, a predicted model, not a curated record